UGGUGCCGUGGUCGCCGCCGUCGUCAGUCGGGCUGCGCCUGGUUCCUCAGCUCUCGGCCUCCUCGGGCCCAUCGCUGCUCCCGGACCUCGCUGCGGGCUCGGAUCUGCCGGGAAAAUGUCUGAUGAAUUUUCGAUCGGUAAGACAUGCCUUUUUUGUAUUGCAGUUGGCUGAUGCGCUACCUGACCACUCCCCUGCCAAAACUUCUGCUGUGAGCAAUAAAAAACCUAGCCAAUCUCCUCAAAGCUGGCCAGGUUCCAACUCUUGGAAUAACCCAAGUGCUCCACCUGCUGUGCCAUCUGGACUCCCACCGAGUGCAACCCCGUCCACUGUGCCUUUCGGAUCAGCGCCAACAGGAAUGUAUCCCUCUGUGCCUCCCACUGGACCACCUCCAGGACCUCCAGGACCCUUUCCUCCUUCCGGACCAUCAUGCCCCCCUCCUGGUGGUCCUUAUCCAGCCCCAACUGUGCCAGGUCCUGGCCCCACAGGGCCAUAUCCUACACCAAAUAUGCCCUUUCCAGAGCUUCCGCGACCAUAUGGUGCUCCCACCGAUCCAGCUGGUCCUUUAGGUCCAUGGGGAUCCAUGUCUUCUGGACCUUGGGCACCAGGAAUGGGAGGGCAGUAUCCUACCCCUAAUAUGCCAUAUCCAGGGCCAUAUCCCACACCUCCUCCCCAAGCACCCGGGGCAGCACCACCUGUUCCAUGGGGCACUGUUCCACCAGGAGCCUGGGGACCACCAGCACCAUAUCCUGCCCCUGGGGGAUCGUAUCCCACACCAGGACUCUAUCCCACACCCAACAAUCCUUUUCAAGUGCCUUCAGGACCUUCUGGUGCUCCACCAAUGCCUGGUGGCCCCCAUUCUUACCAUUAAGUUAAUGGAUGAAGAGAUGACGCUUUGCUUUUUGAAGUACAUAUGUAUGCACAAUAAUGCAUAUAUAAAAAUUGCUGGUUUCACUAUUAGAGGGCAUUCAUGAAAGAACAACUGCUCCUCUCAGAAGAUAUCUGCCUCUUGUUCUUGGAUGUAUAAUAUAUCAGAUGGAUACAAUCAGAUAAAAAUGUAAAUCAUUCUAAUGUGAUUCUUACUCAGUUUUUAUGGAAAGUGAAAAUAAAUUUAUUGAAUAGCUCUUUGAUAGAAUUUGUAUAAAACAAAUUUUGGAUUUGUUUAAAUUAUGAAACUACAAAUUUAAAAAUCUAAGAUGAUGUGUGGAUUAUUGUUAGAACCUGCAACCUCAUUGGCAAACUAUUUCAAGUAUUUUUCUAUAAACACUUUUUCCUUAAAUGAACACACUUUGAAAAAUGUUGUCAUAAUUUAAAAAAUUAUGCCUUUCAACAUCUUGUGCUGCUCUAUCCAUAGAAUAAACAAACAUAGUCCUCUUGAGGUUAUACUUUCAAUAUACAUUUUUAAACUGGCAGUAAUUAAUAUCAGAUGUUGAGUUUAUUAGGAAACAUUAAUUUUUAUCCUUGAAAUUUUAGUGAAAGCUUUUGUUUUGAAUUUCACCUGAUUUGUUUUACUUUUAACCAAAUGGGUCAGACAGCUCUUAAAUCUGCCAUUUGUAUGGAAACUUCUUUUUAUUGCAGGCAAGCAUGUACGGAAAUUAUACUCCUAAAGCAUUGGUGAUCUCUAUUGCUUUAGAAUAGAUUUGACGUGUCCAUACUGCUUUGAGAAGAGCUCAAGGAAGGAAAUAAUUCUCUCCUUUGUCUUGAACCUCACAAUAAAGGCAACCUUAGGAGUUGCUUCAUAAGGACAAGUAAUUGUAUUCCCACAAAUCACUCUUCCACCCAGUCCCUUAUAGCCCCUUCCUCGGUUUUUUAGGAGCACAUCCUUUCAUUCCUCCCUGACAUGGAAAACUGGCACACCCUCGGGGCUGUCAUAAACACAUGUAGCCAUUUUGUUUAAAGAACCUUAAGUCACACAGGCAUGACUGUUCUCUUUGUACAAGUUGAUCAAAAUACGAUCUGUCAGAAUCUGGUUAAGCUAUGUCAUUGUCUCUUGCAUAGUUUCCUGGAUCUGUUUGUAAAGUGCUUAAAGCUAAACAGUUCAGUUCUGUAUUUGUUGACAGGUAAAUAGGUUUAAUUAAGUGCCAUUUACUCUUAACAAUGAAAAUAAUAAAGUGUAGAUUUCUGCAAUUGAGUUUAAA
Messenger RNA from Pipistrellus kuhlii (Kuhl's pipistrelle), 2136 nucleotides. It is a transcript of the gene MAPK1IP1L, whose product is annotated as mitogen-activated protein kinase 1 interacting protein 1 like. The transcript is spliced from 4 exons. Lineage: Eukaryota; Metazoa; Chordata; Mammalia; Chiroptera; Vespertilionidae. The record is from RefSeq and is a predicted model, not a curated record. The coding region runs from base 123 to 869 and encodes 248 amino acids.